Phaethon lepturus (White-tailed tropicbird) is the source of this 2765-nucleotide messenger RNA. It is a transcript of the gene GAK, whose product is annotated as cyclin G associated kinase. The annotation marks the transcript as partial. Gene Ontology annotation, cellular component: cytoplasm. Gene Ontology annotation, biological process: protein phosphorylation; regulation of clathrin-dependent endocytosis; positive regulation of Notch signaling pathway. NCBI's taxonomy places the organism in Eukaryota, Metazoa, Chordata, Aves, Phaethontiformes, Phaethontidae. Gene Ontology annotation, molecular function: protein serine/threonine kinase activity; ATP binding; AP-2 adaptor complex binding. The transcript has 20 exons. The record is from RefSeq and is a predicted model, not a curated record.
UUUUGCUUUUGUGUAUGAAGCUCAGGAUCUUGGAAGUGGCAAAGAUUAUGCUUUGAAGCGAUUGUUGUCUAAUGAAGAAGAAAAGAACAAAGCCAUCAUUCAGGAAGUUUGUUUUAUGAAAAAACUUUCAGGUCAUCCAAACAUUGUCCAGUUCUGCUCUGCUGCAUCUAUAGGAAAAGAAGAAUCGGACACGGGACAGGCAGAGUUUCUUCUGCUUACGGAGCUGUGUAAAGGACAGCUGGUGGAAUUCUUAAAGAAAGUAGAAUCCAAAGGACCUAUCUCCUGUGACACAGUUUUGAAGAUCUUUUAUCAAACCUGCAGAGCAGUGCAGCAUAUGCAUAAACAGAAGCCUCCAAUUAUCCAUAGAGAUUUAAAGGUGGAAAACUUGCUUAUUAGUAACCAAGGGACGAUUAAACUUUGUGAUUUCGGUAGUGCUACGACUAUAGCUUACUAUCCUGACUACAACUGGUCUGCACAAAAAAGAGCACUGGUUGAAGAAGAGAUCACAAGGAAUACAACGCCAUUGUACAGGACACCAGAAAUGAUAGACUUGUAUUCAAAUUUCCCAAUUGGUGAAAAACAGGAUAUUUGGGCUCUGGGCUGUAUCCUGUACUUGCUGUGCUUUAGACAACAUCCAUUUGAAGAUGGAGCUAAACUUCGCAUAGUCAAUGGAAAAUAUGUCAUGCCACAAAAUGACACCUGCUAUUCUGUGUUUCAUGAUCUCAUUCGCUCCACUUUGAAGGUGAACCCAGAGGAGAGAUUGUCAAUCAGUGAACUUGUGAAUCAACUGCAGGAGAUUGCAGCAGCUAGGAAUGUGAAUCCUAAAUCCCCCAUCACAGAGCUCCUGGAGCAAAAUGGAGGCUAUGGGAACAAUGCUCAGCCUCGGUCAUCUGUGACUUCCAUUUUACAGAGCUCGAAGCCAGCAGGACAGCUCAACAAUAUGUACAAUGCAGGCCUGACCGUUGCGGAAUGUGACCAGACUUAUGGAGGGUUCUUUGAUAUUCUGAGGGGUGGAACAGAGCGAUUUUUCACUAAUAUUAAGGAUACAUCUUCUAAAGUUAUCCAGUCUGUGUCCAAUUAUGCAAAAGGAGACUUGGAUAUAUCAUACAUCACCUCCCGAAUUGCUGUGAUGUCCUUUCCAGCUGAAGGUGUAGAAUCUGCUAUCAAAAAUAACAUAGAAGACGUGCGGUUAUGUCUGGACUCUAAACAUCCUGGCCACUAUGCUGUGUACAAUCUCUCUCCAAGAACAUACAGGCCUUCAAGAUUCCAUAAUAGGGUUUCUGAAUGUGGCUGGCCAGCAAGACGAGCACCAAAUCUUCAGAAUCUUUAUAGCAUAUGCAAGAACAUGCAUUUAUGGCUGAAACAAGACCAGAAGAAUGUUUGUGUUGUGCACUGCCUUGAUGGAAGAGCAGCGUCUGCUGUUGUAGUUUGUUCUUUUCUGUGUUUCUGUCGUCUCUUCACUACUGCUGAAGCUGCAGUUUAUAUGUUCAGUAUGAAACGCUGUCCUCCUGGCAUUUGGCCUUCUCAUAAAAGAUACAUUGAAUACAUGUGUGACAUGAUGGCUGAAGAACCCAUUAUUCCUCACAGCAAGCCCAUCCUUGUCAGAUCAAUUGUCAUGACUCCAGUUCCUCUUUUCAGUAAGCAGCGUAAUGGCUGCAGGCCUUUUUGUGAGGUUUAUGUGGGAGAUGAGAGAGUAACCACAACCUCUCAGGAGUAUGACAGAAUGAAGGAGUUUAAAAUUGAAGAUGGGAGAGCAGUAAUUCCACUAGGUAUAACAGUUCAGGGGGAUGUUCUCAUUGUGAUCUAUCAUGCCAGGUCAACACUAGGAGGCCGACUGCAAGCCAAGAUGGCUUCGAUGAAGAUGUUUCAGAUUCAGUUCCACACAGGUUUUGUGCCCCGAAAUGCCACCACAGUGAAAUUUGCCAAGUAUGAUCUGGAUGCCUGUGACAUACAAGAAAAAUAUCCUGAUUUAUUUCAAGUUAAUUUGGAAGUAGAGGUGGAGCCUAGAGAUAGACCUAGCUGUGAACAGCCACCGUGGGAUAACAUGAAUAUAAAAGGACUGAAUCCCAAGAUCCUUUUCUCCACCCGAGAGGAACAACAAGAGACUUUAUCAAAAUUUGAAGGAAAAAGUCCAGAAAGUAGAGUAGAGGACAGUUCAUCUAAAAAUGAUCGUGUUCAACUCUCUGAUGACAAAGAGGAGAGUGAUCCUUCAGAUGAGGAAUUCCCUACAUUGCCAGGUGAAGAAAGCGCAGUAAUUGUUGAUGAAAAACAUUCUCUUACUCCAGAAGGAGAGUUGUUUUUUGAAGCAAAUUUUGGAGCUACACCUACACCGAUACAAAAAACUCUUCUUGAGGAGAAUGUAGACUUACUGGGACUAGACUCUGAUAUUUCACCAGAACAGAAACAACCUAUCCCAGAAAUGAACUCUUCAUCAAGUAAUGCGGACUUGUUGAACACUAUGUUUGUGGACAAUGCAUCACAGAUUUCAGAAGAGCCCACUGGAGAUCUUCUUGGACAAGGAACAGAUUUCUUUUUCAGCAGUCAGUGUCCAGCUGCUACUCAGGCUACAUCUUCAGCAGCAGCCAUGUCUUCAGCUGAUCCUUUUGACCCAUUCACGAUGUCAUCAAGUUCAGAGAAUCAAGCCUUGCCUGGUCCAGACCUUUUUGGGGACUUUCUUAAUCCAAGCUCAACAUCUACAGCUAAUACGGUUCCUUCCUCACACAGUUCACUUCCACCUUCUUCCAGCUCAGAUUUCUUAAAUUUAG